This is a messenger RNA of Candida tropicalis MYA-3404, 858 nucleotides long. RefSeq names its product cytochrome-b5 reductase. Gene Ontology annotation, molecular function: oxidoreductase activity. The transcript has a single exon. Gene Ontology annotation, cellular component: plasma membrane; endoplasmic reticulum. Bases 1 to 858 code for a protein of 285 amino acids. NCBI's taxonomy places the organism in Eukaryota, Fungi, Ascomycota, Pichiomycetes, Serinales, Debaryomycetaceae. The record is from RefSeq and is a predicted model, not a curated record.
AUGGAAGAUAAAAGAGAAUUACUCAAGCAACCUAUACAUGGUAUUUAUAUACCUAUUGGUUUAAUUUUGUUUGGUACAUGGAUCUUUGGAUGGGAAUAUAUGCCAUAUUCCAUUGCUUUUAUUGUCAUUAUUUGUUCAAUGCAAAUUUAUGGUGCUAUUAAACGUAGAUCUUCUAUGCAUGCUGUUAAAUGGCAAGAUUUUGAAUUAUUGGAUAAGACUUUAAUCGGUCCAAUGACUGCUAUUUACAGAUUUAAAUUAGGUAAAGAUGAUGAAGUUUUAGAUAUUCCAACUGGUCAUUCAUUGGCUUGUUGUUUUAAUGUUGAUGGAAAGGAUGAGGUUAGAUAUUAUACUCCUAUUUCUAAUCAAUUUGAUACUGGAUUCUUUGAUAUUUUGGUUAAACAUUAUAAAAAUGGUGUUGUUACUAGAAAAUUGGCAAAUGUUCAAAUUGGUCAAACUGUUAAGUUUAGAGGUCCAUUCGGUAGACUUAAUUACAUUCCUAAUGAAUAUAAAGAAGUUGGAUUGAUUGCUGGUGGUACUGGUAUAACUCCAAUGUUACAAAUCAUCACCAGAAUUAUUACUAAUUUGGAAGAUAAUACUAAAAUCAAAUUAUUGUUUGCCAAUAAUGAAGAAACUGAUAUUUUAUUAAAAGAUGAAUUAGACAACAUGGCUCUGAAAUAUCCUGAUUUAGAUAUCAAAUAUGUUACUGGAGAAUUUGUUAAGAAAUCUGAUUUUGAAUUUUUUUCACCAACUGGUUCAGAUGGUAAACUUGUUGUUUGUGGACCACCAGCUUUUGUGGAAUAUGUUAAUGAUUUAGCCAAAGAAUCCGGAUACCAAAAGGAUGACAUAUUUAAUUUUUAA